This is a messenger RNA of Alternaria burnsii, 2277 nucleotides long. RefSeq names its product glycoside hydrolase family 3 protein. NCBI's taxonomy places the organism in Eukaryota, Fungi, Ascomycota, Dothideomycetes, Pleosporales, Pleosporaceae. Bases 1 to 2277 code for a protein of 758 amino acids. Gene Ontology annotation, biological process: xylan catabolic process; arabinan catabolic process. Gene Ontology annotation, cellular component: plant-type cell wall. The record is from RefSeq and is a predicted model, not a curated record. The transcript is spliced from 2 exons. Gene Ontology annotation, molecular function: alpha-L-arabinofuranosidase activity; xylan 1,4-beta-xylosidase activity.
AUGGUGCAUUCAGCCUCAUCCAUCCUUCUGUUCGGUGCUGCGUUAUUGUCGACCGCCUACGCGAUAGGUCCUGACUGCGUUAAUGGUCCGCUGAAAGACAAUAAGAUUUGCGAUGUCAAUGCUCCACCAACCGAGAGGGCAGCCGCUCUCGUUGCAGCUAUGGAGACGUCGGAGAAGCUCGAUAACUUGAUGAGUAAAUCCAAGGGCGCUGCUCGACUCGGCCUUCCAGCUUACAACUGGUGGGGAGAAGCAUUGCACGGUGUAGCUGGAGCUCCGGGGAUCAACUUCACCAAACCCUUCACAAAUGCCACCUCUUUCCCCAUGCCAUUGCUCAUGUCAGCUGCCUUUGACGAUGACCUUAUUCAUCAGGUCGCCAACAUCAUCGGAAAUGAAGCACGUGCGUUCGGCAACGGUGGUGUGGCUCCAGUGGACUUUUGGACUCCCGACAUCAACCCAUUCCGCGAUCCUCGUUGGGGUCGUGGCUCAGAAACACCCGGAGAAGACAUACUGAGAAUCAAGGGCUACACAAAGAGUCUACUAGCAGGACUAGAAGGUGACCAGGCACAACGAAAGAUCAUUGCGACAUGCAAGCACUACGUUGGCUACGAUAUGGAGGCCUGGGGCGGCACCGACCGCCACCACUUUGACGCCAAGAUCUCGAUGCAAGAUCUAGCAGAAUACUACAUGCCUCCAUUCCAGCAAUGUGCACGCGACUCGAAAGUCGGAUCAUUCAUGUGUUCUUACAAUGCUGUCAACGGCGUCCCCACAUGCGCGGAUACAUACGUUCUCCAGACCAUUCUGCGCGACCACUGGAAUUGGACGGAGAGCAACAACUACAUCACCAGCGACUGCGAGGCCGUCGCCGAUAUUUCUGAGAACCACAACUACACCAAAACGCUUGCUGAGGGCACUGCAGUGGCAUUCAACGCUGGCAUGGAUAACAGCUGCGAGUACUCAGGAUCUUCCGAUAUUCCUGGAGCUUGGAGUCAAGGACUUAUGAACAUCUCCACUGUAGACAGGGCUCUUACGCGUCAAUAUGAAGGACUCGUCCGCGCCGGAUACUUUGAUGGUGCUGGAGCUGUAUACGCAGACCUAGGCAUCAACGAUGUCAAUACGCCGGAAGCACAGCGACUCUCUCUGCAGGUUGCAUCAGAAGGCCUAGUUAUGCUCAAGAAUGAUGAUACGCUUCCACUUCCGCUUUCCAACGGAUCCAAUGUCGCCAUGAUCGGAUUCUGGGCUAAUGACUCUUCGAAGCUGUCUGGUAUCUACAGCGGCCCUGCUCCUUAUCUGCGUACGCCAGUAUGGGCUGGUACGCAGCUCGGUCUGAACAUGUCCGUUGCCACAGGUCCUAUUCUACAAAACUCCAGCGCUCGGGAUAAUUGGACGACCAAUGCACUCAACGCAGCGCAAGGUUCCGAUUACAUCAUCUACUUCGGUGGGCUAGAUACUUCAGCAGCGGCAGAGGGCUUCGACCGUACGAGCAUUAGCUGGCCUAGCGCACAAGUCGAACUCAUCACCAAGUUGGCUAAGCUCGGCAAGCCUCUUGUCGUCGUUGUUUUGGGCGACAUGGUCGAUAACUCGCCCCUCCUUUCUAUGGAAGGUGUCAAUUCAGUCAUCUGGGCCAACUGGCCCGGUCAAGACGGUGGUUCAGCGGUAAUGCAAGUCGUCUCUGGUGCGCAUGCAGUUGCGGGCCGCCUACCAAUCACGCAAUAUCCUGCGAGUUACACGGAACUCUCCAUGUUGGAUAUGAACCUGCGCCCGGACGCCGACAGCCCCGGUCGAACCUACCGCUGGUACAACCAAUCUGUACAGCCAUUUGGCUUUGGCUUGCACUACACCACGUUUGCAGCGAACUUCAGCAGUAGCCACGGCCUUACCUACAAUAUCCAGGAACUGAUGAGUAACUGCACGCAAAAAUACUCCGAUCUCUGCGACGUUCCUGCAGUAGAAGUUGCGGUUACAAACAAGGGUAACCGAACCUCUGACUUCGUCGCUCUAACGUUCAUCAAGGGUGAAGCUGGACCGAAACCCUACCCGCUCAAGACCCUGGUUUCUUACGCGCGAAUGAGAGACAUUUCCGGUGGUCAGACGAAGAUGGCGUCACUCGCCCUCACGCUUGGAACGUUGGCACGAGUUGACCAGAUGGGUAACACGGUUGUGUAUCCGGGAGAGUACACGUUACUGCUUGACGAGCCUACACAGGCAGAGCUCAAAUUGACUAUUACGGGUGAAGAGACAGUGCUGGACAAGUGGCCGCAGCCGCCAGCAGCUAGUUAG